CAGCUGCCGCUUUCAGUCCAGAGAACUCUGAUAAGGCACGUCGUAUCUACCUCUCUGCCAAGGACUGAAACCAUCCCUCGCUUUUGAAGCCUUUUUCUCAUUCGCUUGUCUUUUUUUUUUUAAUCACACCUAGAGUGAAUUGUCACUCAUUUUACCUGUUCAGAUGCAAUUCAGGUGGAGUUUUUAUUAGUUUUUCUCAGUCUCAGCUGUGUUGGCAGCGGUGUGUGUGUGUGUGUGAGGGAAGGUGUGUGGACUAUGCUCAUCUCGGUCGAUUAAAGGAGGAGUGGAGGAAUUGAUUCUGUGGAGAGAGAAUCUCCACAACGUGGACUGAUCGUACAGGAUAAUUCUAAAGAUGCAAAGAGCUGCCACAGUGUCUGUGACCCAAUUCACAACAUUACAGAACACCACAGCCAUCACCAAGUCUAGAGAACAAAUCCUUACCCAGAGCUCAGGAGCCAUGAUCGCUGUAAUCGUCAUUGGUAUAAUCAUCAUUCUUACAUUUUUACUAAUAGUCCUCAAGACGUACAACAGGAGGACCCACGCGAAAAGGAUGCUGGCAGGGGGCUCAAGCAAACCACGAAAGAAGGUUUCAUCAGCUACUACAAACACAAACAUGGCCAUGAGCAACAUGGGCGCGAACUCAAUAUCUGGAAGCGUGCAGUCUACCACGUUCUUAGAGAAUGGAUUCCGCAUUCCUCGGGUGGAUCUGGGAAACAUGGAGCGGAGUAAUGGGGAGCAUUUUAGCACCAACAGCGGCUCAACUAUUGUGACGAUACAUGACAUGCCAUCAGUUGAUAACACAUAGCAGACAUUCUCGACAUUCACACGUGCUAAAGCACAUGAACAUGAACAACAAACAGAGCAUAGUAGAGCCCAAUGGAAAAUGGUCUUCAUAUCUGGGUUGUUACCAUUAACUAAACUGUCCAAACAUUUACUGUGUUCCAACAUCCAAAGUUGGGUGUUGUGGAAUUUGGGGGGACAUUCUAGACAGGCACUGCAUCACUGAAAGCCCAAGACCCUAUACAUUUUAAUGCAGGACCUGAGGAACAGGUACAAAGGUUCUAGCAACGUGUCCCACCACUUAAGACUAUAUUUUUACACUUAGCACUGGAUUUGGAGAUAAAAUAUUUUAGCUAAACAAUAUAUAUUACUGCUAUGAACAGAAAACGUUUUUUUGGUAAAACAACAGAAUUGGGCACUGCUUCUGGUCCUCUAUGACAUGAGAUUUCAUCUACAGAUAAAGGAUAAC
Messenger RNA from Myxocyprinus asiaticus (Chinese sucker), 1249 nucleotides. RefSeq names its product non-compact myelin associated protein (gene ncmap). Gene Ontology annotation, cellular component: paranode region of axon; Schmidt-Lanterman incisure; plasma membrane. The record is from RefSeq and is a predicted model, not a curated record. The transcript has 4 exons. Bases 353 to 805 code for a protein of 150 amino acids. Gene Ontology annotation, biological process: regulation of myelination. Gene Ontology annotation, molecular function: structural constituent of myelin sheath. Lineage: Eukaryota; Metazoa; Chordata; Actinopteri; Cypriniformes; Catostomidae.